AUGAUGCUGGCCCCGCCACCUACGUUGGCUGCUCUUGCCCCACCGGGUGUGGUGCCACAGGCGCAGAUGAGAGCCGCUGCCCGCGACGCAGGCGGGUCGGUGACUGAUGGCCGACUGCUAGCGAGCGGCAUGCUUCUUGCGAAACGAUCCUGGCGACGGCAGCUGCGCCGGACGGCCCGUUUGGCCCUGCGGCAAAAGCCUCGCAGCAAGCCGAUGCCAGCAGAGCAGAAGGUGUAUCCCGCGAAGGAGCUCUGCAGUCGCUGCGGUUUCUGCAACACGUCCCUGGUCGGCCGCGUCCAGGAAGCCUGCGCCUUCUUGGGCGAAGGAAUGGAGCGAAUCGACGCUCUAGAAGCAAAGGUGCACGGCCGCCGCAGGCGUAUUGAUGAGGAGAACGAGCUCUACUUUGGCGUCACCGAGGAGAAUGGCUUACGGCCCAUUCGCAUGGCUCGGGAGAGCCGUCCGGAGCGACGAGCUUGGACAGGCGUGGUCACCUCCAUCGCCUGUGAAAUGCUUCGUUCUGGUCGGGUGGAUGCAGUGCUCUGCGUGGGCUCUGCAUCCCCGGAGGCCCCUUUGGAGCCAAAGCCCAUCUUGGCGCGAACGGUUGAGGAGGUGCUGGCCAGUGGUGGAGUAAAGCCCAUGCUCUCACCGAACCUCCUACCUUUGGAAGAGCUGUGGGAGGUACGGGGCCAAGACAUCCGAAAGCUCCUCUUCAUCGGAGUUGGGUGCCAGGUGCAGGCACUUCGUUCCGUGGAAGAGGAUCUUGACCUUGAUGUUCUGUAUGUCCUCGGCACGAACUGCGUGGACAAUCCGCGGGACGCCGAGGCGCUCCAGCGCUUCCUGCGGAGCGCCAGCGAGACGCCGGAAACUGCUGUCGGCUUCGAGUUCAUGCAAGACAACCGCAUCUGGGCUAUCGAGUAG
Symbiodinium sp. CCMP2592 is the source of this 918-nucleotide messenger RNA. The record is from the annotation of a GenBank genome assembly. NCBI's taxonomy places the organism in Eukaryota, Dinophyceae, Suessiales, Symbiodiniaceae.